Cyprinus carpio (common carp) is the source of this 1107-nucleotide messenger RNA. Its product is annotated as complement C1q tumor necrosis factor-related protein 6-like. Lineage: Eukaryota; Metazoa; Chordata; Actinopteri; Cypriniformes; Cyprinidae. The record is from RefSeq and is a predicted model, not a curated record. Gene Ontology annotation, molecular function: protein binding.
GAAAGACAUUGCGGGUGAAUGAGAAAUCAAGAAAGGGAGCGAGAGAGAAAGAGGGAGGGGGAAAUAAACUGACCAUGGAUUUUUCCUUUUCUCUUUUCUCUAUUUCUCUUCUCAGCUCACUGACCCAACUGCAGCUGCAAACGCAACAAGUACUAUCGCACAAUGUUUGGGUCCCUCCUCCUGCUUGGCUGUCUGUUUCUACAUCUGGUAGUCUCGAUACCUCAACCGGCCUGCCGUCAAUGCUGUGACCACCUCCCACCACUAGAUGACGCUGCGACGCUCAGAGAAAGCAUGCCUGUAAUGCCUGAGGUCCGCACAUACAUCAACAUGACCAUUCUCAAAGGUGACAAAGGUGACCGUGGAGAAAGAGGAACUCCUGGGAAGCCUGGGAUUGAGGGUUCCUCGGGACCACGGGGGAAUGAAGGCCUCAAAGGAGAUAAGGGACAGGCCGGAGCUCCAGGUGAUGCCUGCAAAUCCCAGCAUUCUGCUUUCUCAGUGGGCCGACGGAAGUCCCUUCACAGCAUUGAAAACUACCAGGCCCUGACCUUCGACACCAUCUUCGUGAACUCCCCCGAACACUUCGACAUGUUUGCUGGGAAGUACCGCUGCCAAACCCCAGGAAUCUACUUCUUCAAUGUGAACAUCCACACGUGGAACCUCAAGGAGACGUACCUGCACAUCAUGCACAACAACAGCGCGAAGGCCAUCGUCUACGCUCAGCCCAGCGACCGCUCCAUCAUGCAGAGCCAGAGCGUCAUGCUGCCUCUGCAGGAGGGCGACGAGGUCUGGGUGCGUCUCUACAAACGUGAGCGCGAGAACGCCAUCUAUAGCGACGAUGUGGACAUUUACAUCACCUUUAACGGUUACCUCAUCAAACCAGAAACUGAGUGACACCAGAAACGGCGAUGGGAAGGAGUGAAAGGGAUGUUUAUGGACACGAAGUUUGAAAAUGUGCCAAAGCUUUAACAAGAAUGAAAAACAUCCAAACAUUUCAUAUUCGAUUUCUGCAGUCCAAACAAAAUUCCUAAUGCAGAGAAAUCUGAUCUUUCUACUUCAGUGUGGGGUCUUAUUUGAAGAGAACCGGGAAAGUUGUGUUCACUUUAGCAA